GCGGAUGCAGCAGUCAGUCAGUCACACACACAGUCACCAUCAUGAGGUGUUUAUCAGCACUGAGCUGUGCAGCUCUUCUCAUCACACAGGUUUUAGGGAAGUACGGCGUGGCCCGGUUCAGUGAUUUGGGAGAGAGCAGAGGGAGGGAUUACUGCCUUAACAUCAGCUCCAGCUGGACUCUCUCACCUCUGCAGCAUCCCAACACGUCCACAGUGGAGGUGUACGACCUGACCCAGUCUGUGUUCUGUUCCGACUCUGACGUCCCCGAUGGCGGGUUACUUGGCCGCAUCGCCAUGGUAACAGGGGGGAACUGCAGCUUCUAUGAAAAAGUUCAUUUGGCUAAAAACCAUGGAGCAAGAGGUCUCCUGAUCUUCACCACUGAGGACCUGAUCUUUCCAAACGGGAAUGAGUCUCAGUAUGAGGAGGUCACCAUUCCGCUGGCGUUACUCACUUACGCCAACCUGCUGGACAUCCGCGCGCGUUUCGGAGACAGAAAGCAGGUGGCGCUGUACUCUCCUGUUGAGCCGGACGUGUACUUUAGCGUGGUGGUGAUCUUCAUCUUGGCAGUGGGGACAGUGGUGGGGGGAGGAUACUGGGCCGGGGUCCAAGAAAGCAAAAUACGGAUGCAGGGUGAGGAGUAUAAGACGGAGGAGAUGUCUCCGAAGCUGAUCUUCUUGCUGGUGGCCUCCUGCUGUGUCUGGCUCAUUCUCCUCUACUUCUUUUAUGACAACAUGGUGUACUUCUUCAUCGUGGUUUUCUGUCUCGUCUCCCCUGUGGGUCUGUACAAGUGUCUGUGGACCAUCGUCAGCAGAAUACCCGUGGGAACAUGCAGGGUUCCUGAGAACAACAUGCCUUACUUGAAAAUGCGGCUGGAAUUACGUAUGGUGCUGCUGGCUGUGCUGUGUGCGAGUGUGAGCAUCAUCUGGGGUGUGUUCCGCAACGAUAACCGGUGGGCGUGGGUGCUGCAGGACAUACUGGGCAUGGCUUUCUGUGCGUACACUCUGAAGAUAUUCAGGAUGCACAGCCUCAAAGCCUGCACUCUGCUGCUCGGAGGGCUGUUAUUAUACGAUGUCUUCUUUGUCUUUAUAACACCUUAUUUCACUGAGAGUGGAGAGAGCAUCAUGGCUGAAGUGGCAGGAGGUCCAUCUGUCUCAUCCACACAGGAGAAGAUCCCGAUGGUCCUGAAGGUUCCUUCUCUGAGUUUCACUGCGGUUGUCUGCGGUGGGCCAUUUUUGCUGCUUGGUCUCGGGGACAUUUUACUUCCUGGUCUGCUCGUCGCAUACUGCCACAGGUUCGAUGUCCUCGUCCAGUCAUCACGGGCCUACUUCAUAGCCUCCAUUCUCGGGUACAGUGUGGGUCUGGUCCUCAGCUUUGUGUUUGUGUUACUGAUGAAGUCGGCUCAGCCGGCUCUGCUCUAUCUGGUGCCGUGCACUCUGCUGUUCAGCCUGCCGGUGGCGCUGUGGCGCUCGGAACUCAAGCUCUACUGGACUGGGGGCAUGUUUCUGCCUUCCCCCAUCCCCAUGGGCCCCGUCACUGGGACGCUCGACUCCGCCCUGUCAGAGGCCCCGGCCAGUCAGGAGCCGGGAGUGUGUGAGCCGGCGGAUCAGGACGAAGCCCCGCCUUCUCCUACAGAGCAGGAGCGUCCUCAGAGGAGAGAGGACGCGGACAGCCAAGUGUACUGAAGACCAGAGAGGACGAGCAGCUUUAUUACUUCAUCUUAAAUUGAAUAAAUUUUUAUUUUUUAUUGUUUACAGCAUGUGAUACAGUGCAUCCGGAAAGU
This is a messenger RNA of Clarias gariepinus (North African catfish), 1780 nucleotides long. RefSeq names its product signal peptide peptidase-like 2 (gene sppl2b). Gene Ontology annotation, molecular function: aspartic endopeptidase activity, intramembrane cleaving. The record is from RefSeq and is a predicted model, not a curated record. NCBI's taxonomy places the organism in Eukaryota, Metazoa, Chordata, Actinopteri, Siluriformes, Clariidae. Gene Ontology annotation, cellular component: lysosomal membrane; cytoplasmic side of endoplasmic reticulum membrane; Golgi-associated vesicle membrane. The transcript has 15 exons. Gene Ontology annotation, biological process: membrane protein proteolysis. The coding region runs from base 42 to 1682 and encodes 546 amino acids.